GUGUGAAUGAAUGUGAAUUCUAUACAGAAAUUGUGAAUAUGUGAGUGAAUCAUUUACAAAGUCGCCGUGUUCCAGGAGGCAAAACAAAGCCGCCACCGCCUCCUCCGCCGUCGAUAACAUUAAUCUAAUCUACACAUCGCGGCGAACAGCGCUGCCGCAGCUAAAUUUUCAACAACCGGCGGAUCGGGUCGUCGUCAAUCAGUAAACACUCGCCCGAAGACGCCGCCGGACGUUCCAGUCCCUAGUAACCAGUAAGCCAGUCGCCAGUCGCUAGUCCAGAGAUCUCACAGUCCGACGAACAAACAGCAAACAGCAGAAAUGGUGGCCCCCUCGAAACUCAGCCAGGUGCUUAGCUACCAGAACUUCGUGCAUGCCGUAUCCGGAGCUGCGGGCGGCUGCAUCGCCAUGAGCACCUUCUAUCCACUGGACACGGUGCGUUCCCGCCUGCAACUGGAGGAAGCCGGCGAGGUGCGCAGUACCAGGCAGGUGAUCAAGGAGAUAGUGCUGGGCGAGGGAUUCCAGUCGCUGUACCGAGGUCUUGGACCUGUGCUGCAGAGCCUAUGCAUUUCGAACUUUGUCUACUUCUACACAUUCCAUGCCUUGAAGGCGGUGGCAUCGGGAGGAUCCCCAUCCCAGCACAGCGCUCUCAAGGAUCUGCUACUAGGCAGCAUUGCCGGCAUCAUCAAUGUGCUCACCACCACACCCUUUUGGGUGGUCAACACGCGACUGCGCAUGCGCAACGUGGCCGGAACCUCGGACGAGGUGAACAAGCACUACAAGAACCUGCUGGAGGGUCUCAAGUACGUGGCCCAAAAGGAGGGCCUCGCCGGUUUGUGGUCGGGCACCAUUCCCUCCCUGAUGCUGGUCUCCAAUCCCGCCCUGCAGUUCAUGAUGUACGAGAUGCUUAAGCGCAACAUCAUGCGCUUCACCGGCGGCGAGAUGGGCAGCCUGAGUUUCUUCUUUAUUGGCGCCAUUGCCAAGGCCUUCGCCACGGUGCUGACCUAUCCGCUGCAGUUGGUCCAGACCAAGCAGCGCCAUCGCAGCAAGGAGUCGGACUCGAAACCCUCCACUUCGGCGGGACCCAAGCCCCGCACCGAGAGCACACUGGAGCUGAUGAUCAGCAUACUGCAGCACCAGGGCAUCCGAGGGCUGUUCCGCGGUCUGGAGGCCAAGAUCCUGCAAACCGUGCUCACAGCCGCCCUGAUGUUCAUGGCCUACGAAAAGAUUGCCGGCACCGUGGUCAUGCUGCUCAAGCGCAACUGAAAAGAGGCUCUAGUCUACAAGUAGUUUUACUCAAUUAAACCUAACGUAAGCUGUAACACAAACAUACACAUUCGGACAUAGGAUAUGGCCAGCACACAGACUCUCCAAAGUUUAGUCGCUAAGCGUCAAUGGAUAAAGAAUAAAAGAUUAAAUAGUUAACAAAAGUAAA
Drosophila teissieri is the source of this 1432-nucleotide messenger RNA. RefSeq names its product peroxisomal membrane protein PMP34 (gene PMP34). Gene Ontology annotation, cellular component: peroxisomal membrane. The transcript is spliced from 3 exons. Gene Ontology annotation, molecular function: FAD transmembrane transporter activity; NAD transmembrane transporter activity; coenzyme A transmembrane transporter activity. NCBI's taxonomy places the organism in Eukaryota, Metazoa, Arthropoda, Insecta, Diptera, Drosophilidae. The record is from RefSeq and is a predicted model, not a curated record. The coding region runs from base 319 to 1263 and encodes 314 amino acids.